GCCUACGCGCCAUACGGGGAUCCAUAAAGUAACUUAAGGUGAGGCGGUCGGCAGUCAAUAUGCUUCUGUCAAAGUCGGUGUGAGAAGGAGAAGAAGAAAAGAAGAAGAAAGAUAUUUAUCGUCCCCUCUCGCCCUGUCUUGAACGCCGUUUCACGGGAAUGGCUGGGGUCUGGGGGAGUGGAUACCAGACUGUUGCACUCUUGAUAAAGGUAAAGCCAGAGUUAACGUAGUAGAGGUCAAGGAGAUCCACUCCAUCUUCAGUUAUGACCCUCGCAUUCCCCUGACCACAACCCUGUUUCAUCUUGUUUAUCCUCAAACCAAGGAUCAAAAUGGUUCCUACAGAUGAAAACACCACUAUCUUCUCCAUCAUGGAGAACUGCACCAAUUACACCAGCUCCACCAACUCCACCAACUCCACCAACUCAACCAACUCCGCCGAUGCCGAUCUAGAGAUGGACACGACCAAGACGGUGGCUCUGUCCAUAGUGCUGACGGCCUUCCUCUUCUGCGGCGUCCUGGGCAACAUCCUGGUCAUCCUGUCCGUGGUGUGCCACCGCAACCUGCGCUCCGUCACACACUUCUUCAUCGCCAACCUCGCCGCCGCAGACCUGCUGCUCAGCUCCGCCGUGGUGCCGUUCAGCGCCGUCUCCGAGGUCCUCGGCAAGUGGGUGUUCGGCCGGGCCUUCUGCACCGCCUGGGCGGCGCUGGACGUCCUCUGCUGCACCGCCUCCAUCCUCAGCCUGUGCGUCAUCUCCGUCGACCGCUGCCUGGCCGUCACCUACCCCCUGCGCUACCCGGCCAUGGCCACCGAGAAGCGGGGUCUGGCCGCUGUGGUGGUGCUGUGGGUGGUGUCGGCGGGUCUGUCGGUGGUGCCGCUGUUCGGCUGGAAGGAGAGCGACCCGGAGGACGAGACGGUGUGCCUCAUCACCGAGGAGCCGGGCUACGCCUUGUUCUCCAGCCUGGUGUCCUUCUACGUCCCGCUGGCCGUCAUCCUGGCCAUGUACUGCCGCGUGUACGUGGUGGCAAAGCGCAAGUCCCGCCGGAACCAGGGCGGCCCGGCCGGCGAGGGGCUGGCGCUCCGGAUCCACCGCGGGAAGGCCCACGCGGCGGAGAAGGAGGCGGAGGAGAAGGCCGCCGAGACGGAGACGUCGACGUGCGAGCGGCGCGUGCUGGCGCUGAAGAAGUUCCUGACGUUCUCCCGGGAGAAGCGGGCAGCGAAGACCCUGGGAAUCGUCGUCGGUUGCUUCAUCGCCUGCUGGCUACCCUUCUUCCUGGUCUUGAGCAUCGGGUCCUUCUUCCCAUCAUGCAAGCCGUCUGACACAGUGUUCAAAGUGUGCUUUUGGCUGGGCUACCUCAACAGCUGCAUCAACCCCAUGAUCUACCCCUGCUUCAGCCAGGAGUUCAAGAAGGCCUUCCAGAAUGUUCUGUGCUGCCGCUGCUUCCGCCGCAGGCGGAGGCCCACCCUUGGCCACUCCAAGAAGGGCAGUGGUCCCAAGGCGGGCCACAUGAUGGUGUUAAACACUCGGGGGUGCUCCCCUUGCUGCCGCCAGGGCCGGUCCACUUCGUCCGCUAGCGGAGGAAAGUGUGCUCGGUCACUUAAGGCCUGGUGCUUCUCUGCACACGACAGCAGCGGGACGCCCCAAAACGACCACACCACCACAACCAAGGGACAGGCGGAAAAAACCAUGCAAGCCUCCCUGGAAGAGGCCGGUGAUGCAGUGUGAUCUAGAGGUCACUCUCUUUGUACAGCCUAGUGACCAAUGACAUUAUUCUGCAUUGUUUCAUGCCUUGUCAAAUUUGCACUCUUCUGUGGUUAGAACUGCAACAUUCCAGUGUUCAACCUUAAACCGUCGCCAUUCCAGCGUGUGUUAACCAGACGGCACUGGAUUUCAUGUUGCAGCAGCCAAAACCUGUCGAAGUGAUUAGAGAUCAGCCAAAGUCCGCAAAGUGAAUCGACAGUGUACAGUUCUCAAUUGUGUAUAUAAUGUCCCCUUUUUAGCGUUGUUGACAUAGGCCUAACUCUGCUAAUCUGUUGAAGUGGCUGAAUAGCCUGCAGCAGAGUAAUUGAUGAUCAUGUGUUUUAGUGCGUUCCUAUAUUGAGUCGAUGGACAUCAAUGAUCAAUCGACUUCUUACAUUAGGUAAAAACACUGACUGAGAAAUAUUGUAACAGACUCUUAUUGAUUUCAUAAUGAUACAUUAAAUGAUAUAUCGAUCAUCCUGGGUUGAUAGCUUAGUUAAGAGAUGCCAUUGGAAAGAGUAAUCUCUGUUCACCGGUUCAUGUAAACGACAGCGAAGCCCCUGGCCGGAAACUAACCAAGAUCUGACCUCGUACAUAUUCUCCUUGUCCUUCUGUGAACACUAAACAACUCCACUGAUUGGUCUCAAGGUGAACAACAUUGUGUUUUUCUCUAGUCUUAUGUUGCGUCAGCAGUGUGAAGACAAGAGCUCUGUAACUCGUUUGGAUAAUGUGUUGCUCCUGUGUGACUCACUCACGUUCCACUGAUGAGGUGGCUCUCCAUCUGAAGUGCCGAGAGAGACGUUUUUUAUUUUGGCGUGGUGUAAUGAGGAAACAGAAGAAAUGCAUUGACAUCAGUUGAUGUAAAAGUGACUGACAGGCCUCAAUAUCAGAACAGUAGCCUCUGAUGUCCAGCGUUGCCAUGACGAUAUAUAAUUUCAUCCACAAACAAACUAUAUUCGUCUCAUACAAUUUAUCGUCACAUUAAAUUGACGACCAAUAUUAUCAUAUGUCAGGGCAUGUUUGGUAUGUUAUGGAUAGGAAAUUAUUAACAAAGAGUUUGCAAGUGGAGGAACUUACGCUGGGAAAAGAGCCGGAACGCCCAUCACACCCAGGGCCUGUUUCUCUGUGAAGGCAUCGCGCUUUACCUAUUGCUCAGUCUUGAUGUGGUCUUUAACAUUCUAGGUGCACUGUAUAAUAGCCACACUGCUGAUUGUUGCUUGAAAGCUUUUGUAUUGAUUGUUGUACAAGUGCUAUAUCCAAUAACUAAAGAUAGAAUCAACAUUUUUACAUUGUUUCCUUAUUCUUCUUUGUUUCCUUAUUCUAAAUUCUAAAUUAUUCCUUAUUCUUAUUCACUUUUAGUAUUUUCCUGUUUGUUUUUUGUUAAGUGUAUCUACACUGUGUAAUAAGAUGAUACAAGUUUGACUUUCACUACUUUGCAAGUUAAGGAAUUUGUCUGGUUUGUUCAGACCCCAGGUUAAAUGUUGAAAUUGUCUAGUCCAAGUUUGUCAUUUGGAAUAUAAUGGACGUCAAUGGCUCGCCAUUAUAGCAGUCAAAAUAUUUCUUUUUCAAAGUUGAAUGAUUUAACACCAUAUGAAGAUCUCAAAAGGUAAUCAUGUACUACAAUGUGCUAAACUUUGUUCGUAAAAAAAGAAUGACAAAUAAUUGUGUUACAAUUGACAAAAUACCUUUGUAAAUGGUAAAUUAUAGCCACAUUAUAAUUUACACUUUAUACUUUACACUUUUAUAAUUUAUAAUUUAUGCUUUUUAUACCAUCUUUUUUGUUUGCCGAAUUGGUUUUUGUUGUUGUGUUUGUCUGGUCUUCUCCUUACUUUUAGCAUUUCGUUUAGAAUUUACCAUAGCAUAGUAUUUAUAUAGUGUCUACUUUUGUUUCUAUUAGUACUUUGUCUAAUUGUAUUGUAAAUAAAUGUAAAAAUAAUAAUAAUUGUGUUAAAAUAAAAGGUGAAGGUAAAUUA
Molecule: messenger RNA, 3712 nt
Organism: Gadus morhua (Atlantic cod)
Lineage: Eukaryota; Metazoa; Chordata; Actinopteri; Gadiformes; Gadidae
Product: alpha-1A adrenergic receptor
Exons: 3
Coding region: 330-1724 (464 amino acids)
Biological process (GO): positive regulation of MAPK cascade; cell-cell signaling; positive regulation of cytosolic calcium ion concentration
Cellular component (GO): plasma membrane
Molecular function (GO): alpha1-adrenergic receptor activity
Source: RefSeq, a predicted model, not a curated record